Messenger RNA from Carassius auratus (goldfish), 5707 nucleotides. RefSeq names its product serine/threonine-protein kinase DCLK1-like. The record is from RefSeq and is a predicted model, not a curated record. Bases 615 to 2867 code for a protein of 750 amino acids. Gene Ontology annotation, biological process: intracellular signal transduction; protein phosphorylation. Lineage: Eukaryota; Metazoa; Chordata; Actinopteri; Cypriniformes; Cyprinidae. The transcript has 16 exons. Gene Ontology annotation, molecular function: ATP binding; protein kinase activity.
AAAACCUAAGUCUGGGUCUAGAGUCGCGUCUCAUUAGUGCAAUAAAGGAUCUACCUUGAUUUAAGCGGACAAUAGUGGGCGUGACACUGGAUUAUAUGAUGAAUCAAAGUUCAGUUCAUAUGCUAUCAUAGCUCAUUUAUCUUGAUUCAUAUACAUUUAUAAGUCAGUUUGAAUAGAUCGUCGUAUACCGUUGAAUUGUCGGCACUGGACAGUCUCCUCCCCCGCGAGGACCUGCAUUUGAGACAGUCUCUUAGGUCCUAGGUGUCUAGGUAGGCAGCUCCCUAACGUUUAGACGUAGCCCUGCUCGCUCGUAUUCAUUUAUUGAAGGUCCCCCACCCCUCACCCCUCAGGAAUACGACAAAGGCUGCCAGUCUGCAUUGAAGCGAGGGAUGUUCUAACGUAAAGAGCGCAAGGGGCAGACAGACACCGGCUGCAGCCCAUCCGCCCCAUCCCAUCCAGCACAGCAGAGCACAUGAUUCUCUCCUCCUGCUCUUAAAACCAUCACUAGCAUCCUCUGGAAGAGAUGACAAGCCAUUAGAUGUGUGCUUCCAUAUCGACUGUGCUCAUCGGAUACACUCGCACAAAGAUAGCCUACUACAGCCCCGGGUGUUGACAUGGAGCUGGAGCAUUUCGACGAACGGGACAAAGCACAAAGAUACAGCCGUGCGGGUUCACGUGCGAACGGCCUCCCGAGCCCCACGCACAGCGCCCACUGCAGCCUAUACCGAACCCGGACCCUACAGGCUUUGAGCUCGGAAAAGAAAGCCAAGAGGGUCCGGUUCUACCGCAAUGGAGACCGGUACUUCAAAGGGAUUGUGUACGCGAUUUCCAAUGACAGAUUCCGCUCUUUCGAUGCUCUGCUCGCAGACCUCACCCGCUCCCUAUCAGAUAAUGUUAAUCUGCCUCAGGGCGUCCGGACCAUUUACACCAUUGACGGGUCGAAGAUUACCAGCAUGGACCAGCUGGUGGAAGGUGAGAGUUACGUAUGCGGAUCAAUUGAGCCUUACAAGAAUCUGGAAUACACAAAGAAUGUCAACCCCAACUGGUCAGUCAACGUCAAGACCGCUGCAUCUGCACGAGCGCCCACCUCUCUGGCCAGCGCCAAGGCUGUUUCAAUAGAAACCAAGGAUAACAAGGAUUUCAUCCGACCCAAACUGGUGACCAUAAUCCGCAGCGGGGUAAAGCCUCGGAAAGCCGUGCGUAUACUUCUCAACAAGAAGACGGCCCAUUCGUUUGAGCAGGUUCUCACGGAUAUCACAGAUGCCAUCAAACUGGACUCUGGAGUGGUCAAGAAGCUUUAUACGGUGGAUGGUAAACUGGUGGCAUGCCUUCAGGACUUCUUUGGUGAAGAUGAUAUAUUUAUUGCCUGUGGCCCAGAGAGGUUCCGCUACCAGGAUGACUUCUUGUUGGAUGAGAGUGAGUGCAGGGUGGUGAAAUCGCAGUCCUAUGGCCGUAUUUCUCCCAUGCAGGGCCGCUGCUCUCCCCGCAGCGGGGGACCUUCGAGAAGGAGCAAGUCCCCUGGUUCCAGCAGCUCAGCUAACGGUACAGCAGGUAGUCAGCUCUCGACCCCACGGUCAGGCAAAUCUCCCAGUCCAUCUCCCACCAGUCCAGCCAGUCUGAGAAGACGAAGGGGCUCUCAGCACAGUGGCUCCUCCCUCUCUCUGGCCUCCACCAAGGUGUGCAGCUCCAUGGACGAGGGCGAUGGUCUGGCCAGUGAAGCUGAGCUGAUUGAGGAUUGUCCUCAGGUUCCUGCUUCCAUAGCCGAAAGGUACAAGGUGGGACGGAUGAUCGGCGAUGGGAACUUUGCUGUGGUCCGUGAGUGUGUAGAGAGGUCCACAGGGCGAGCGUAUGCUCUGAAGAUCAUUAACAAGAGCAAAUGCAGAGGGAAGGAACACAUGAUCCAGAAUGAGGUGUCCAUUCUCCGGAGAGUGAAGCAUCCUAAUAUUGUCCUGCUGAUUGAAGAAAUGGACACAUACAGUGAACUCUACCUGGUCAUGGAGCUGGUCAAGGGUGGCGACCUCUUUGAUGCCAUCACCUCCUCCAACAAAUACACAGAGCGGGACGCCAGCGGAAUGCUGUAUAACCUGGCCAGCGCUAUCAAAUAUCUGCACAGCCUUAACAUUGUUCACCGUGACAUCAAACCUGAGAAUCUUCUGGUCUAUGAGCACCAGGAUGGAAGCAAAUCCCUGAAACUGGGGGAUUUUGGCUUGGCAACAGUUGUGGACGGUCCGCUUUACACUAUAUGUGGCACACCAACCUAUGUAGCUCCAGAGAUUGUCGCAGAGACCGGGUAUGGAUUGAAAGUUGAUAUCUGGGCGGCCGGGGUCAUAACAUACAUAUUGCUUUGUGGCUUCCCUCCUUUCCGCGGUAGCACAGAUGAUCAGGAGGCUCUUUUUGAGCAGAUUAUGACGGGACAGCUGGAUUUCCCUCUUCCAUACUGGGACAAUGUAUCUGACUCUGCAAAGGCACUUAUUACCUGCAUGCUCCAGGUGGAGGUCGAACAGAGAUACACAGCUCUCCAGGUGCUAGACCAUCCCUGGGUCAAUGAUGACAGGAUGUGUGAGAAUCAGCACCAGUUGUCCGUGGCCGGCAAGAUUAAGAAACAUUUCAACACGGGCCCCAAAUCCAACAACACCACAGCAGGAGUCACUAUCAUAACAACCACCCCUCUUGAUAAGGAAAGGCAGAUUUUCAGACGAAGACGCCACCAGGAUGUGAAAGCAGCUGCUUCCCGCAGCACCCAGAGCACCGUCUCCUCCAGCCCCGCCACCGGCCUGAGCUUCUCUCCAGCGGAGUUCACCUCCGAGUCAGAGGAUAUUUCCCCCAGCUCGGCCGACACGGUCCGCUCCCCAACAUCUCCGUUUUAAGCACACCCCUGUCUUGGCAGGAAUCAAUGGGAAAUGAUCUAGAAAUAAAAGGUAAAUCGACUUGUGUAUAGCAAAAGAUGAGAGUUGUUGAAAAUGAAUGUUUGUUACAUGGUGGAGCAGAUGUGGUUAACUAGCACUGGAUGGGCUGGUUUCCUCUGUUCAAUUCUGUGAGGGUAGCACACCUGAAUAGGUGUAAAAAUAAUCUCACUCAAACUCUAAACAUUUUGUUUUUCAUCCGAAAUUCCGAAUUAAGAAGCCCUUGUCAUUGUUUAAGUGUUUUCUCUUCAUAGCUAUGUUUGGUGCUAUAUGAGGUUUUGUUUGUAGACCAUCCUGCUCUUUUGCACCCUCGAGUGUUUGAUAUGAAGUAAUGCAGCCAAACCUCCCACUCUGUCUCUAGUUACACACACAUGACUGUCUAAUACUUAGAAGAAACCUGCAAUGUCUUAACAUCUUUUCUUUUGGUGACAAAAUCUUUUACGUGAGUUUUUACCUUUUGUAUUAACUUUAUAUAUUUCAAAUAUUUUCGGUUUGUACGUUUAUUUCAAACUGAUAACUUAUAUUUGCAUAUUUCAGCAUUUUCUUUAUGAAACAUGUUUUCUGUCCGUUGGUAAGACAUUAGAAUGUUCUUUCUUAAAUGUGUAAAAAUCCCUGAAUAGUUGAAGCUCUUUUUGAGGUAUGUGGCUGUAGAAAUGCUUGUUUGAACUUAAAGGGACAGUUCUUUCAAAAAUGAAAAUCAGCCCAUAAAUUACUCACCCUCAAGUCAUGCUAGGUGUAUAAGACUUUCUUUUUUCAGACGAAUCCAGUCAAAGUUAUAUAAAAAAUGUUCUUUGAUCUUACAAGCUUUUUAAUGCCACUCAGCAGGUGUUGCAGUGCAUCAGUCCAAAAGCUACAUUAAAGUGAUUAUUAAGUUUUGAAUAUGGAUAUUUUUAUUACAAAAACACAUUGAUUCACUACAGGAGGCCUUUAUUCACCUCCCGGAGCAAUGUGAGACACUUUUUAUUAUGGAUGGGUGCUUUUUAUUUAACUUCUUUGGACUGAUGCACUGCAACGCAGUGGCAUUAAACAGACUGAAAGAUCAAAGACAAUUUUUAAUAUAACUCCGAUUGGAUUCAUCUGGAAUAAGAAAGUCAUAUACACCUAGAAUGCCUUGAGGGUGAGUGAUUUAUGGACUUUUUUUUUUUUUUUGGGUGAACUAACCCUUAAAUGCAAUCCAAGUGAUGGGUGCUUAUUUAACAUGUAUGACAUAUGAUUUUCUUGCUGCUGCUAUAAUAAUCACUUCUGCUGUAAAUUCAGUUCUGUCAGCUACUAUUUGUCAUGAAGAUAAAUAGAUCGUACAGCUAUUUCCUAGAAUUUGAAUUCCUUCUCAGAGCAAGCAUCAAUCUUCCAAACAGAAUGUACUGUACGAUUAGAGUUUUAAAAAGUACACCCGCUAAAUGUCCACUACUGAUUUUAAAGAGCACAUUUGGACUACGAUUGAACAUAUUUUACUUCUCUUUUUUUAAGUGGAAUGUAAUAUUAUAGACAGAUUUUACAUUUUCAUUUAAAUAUAUGGUGUUGUUUUUGUCACACGAUGGCCAAAUAUGACAACAGAAUGAUGCUCGUUUCCACCAUAGAUAUGGAUUUGAAGGAAAAUAAAUAGCAAAAACAAAAGGUAAUUGCGACUUUUUAUCUCACAUUUCUGACUUUUUUCUCAAAGUUCUGAGGAAAUAAAAGUAUAUAAAAACAGAAUUGAGGCACGUAAACUUGGAAAUGUGGAAAACAAAAUCAGAAUUGCGAGAUAAGCUUGGAAUUGCCCCCCCUUUUUUAUAGUACUGCUAAUUUAUAUCUCAAUUCUGAGUUUUAUUCUGGGGGCAACCAUGGCCUAAUGGCAAUUCUGUAACUCGAAGGUGGUGGGUUCGAGGGGGAGUGAAUGUAAAGCACUCUCUUCCACCUUCAAUACCAGACUGAGGUGAGACCCUUGAGCAAUUUAUUCAUAAUAGCAGCAAAACUGUUUUGCAAUAGAACAUGAACAGAAUACGUACAUCAUAAAAAAAAAAAAAAAAAAUUAAUUUCUGCUAGAAGUACUUAAAGAUGGAUGACGUUAAAGAUUCCCUAAAAUAAAAUGGGACCCAGCAAAGCUGUUAGCUGCAUUAUAUACAAAAAAACUUAUAAAGGUUCUGUUGUUUGGCCAUGUCUGGGCUCCAAAUAUCUUAUAGUAUCUAUUUAUACAGUUCAUUUUCAUUCCUUUAUGUGGUGUUUUGUGGAGGUUGCACACUCACUGUAAAAGACUGAUUGUGUUUGUCUUGUGAGUGAUAAUCAUUUUACCAUCAAGACAUGUUGACCCCAUCUACAGUACAAGAAACUAGUUUUAAUCAAGACCGGUCUUGGUUAUGUUUGUGCUUCUCAACAUUUAACAUUGUUAUACAGCUUACUGAAGCCUUCAGCAUGAAAGGCUUCAGGUGACAUUAUAAAGGGGUGAAAAGCACAAAGGCUAAAAGAGUAGUUCUUUAAAGUAUGAGCAUGACUUUGCUUUUUAAUUAAAAAUAUAUCUGCUGUGUUUGCUCGUCAAAAUUAGACUAGCACCCAAUCCAUGAUCAGCCUAUUUUUUAAUAGGAUGUAGAUCAAUUCAUUAUAACAUAGGACAUAUUCUAGCUCAUAUGCAAAAUUCAGUGCACAUGCAUUGAUUACAUAUUGUAUAUUUGUAUAGAUGUAUAUCCAUCGCUUGUCAAUUGUCUUUCCCAUCAAAUGUCAUCUAGGCUUGACUUUCUUACUGGUGGAAGAGUCCUUGCUUCCAAGUAGCAUUGAACAGUGGUGCAUUCAGCAACAAGCCAAACCUGAAUAAAUGAUUCCUCAAGCAGAAA